Molecule: messenger RNA, 231 nt
Organism: Didymodactylos carnosus
Lineage: Eukaryota; Metazoa; Rotifera; Eurotatoria; Philodinida; Philodinidae
Source: the annotation of a GenBank genome assembly
AUGGUUGGGCGGGCCGAAAUUCUGUGUAUUGCAAUGGUGUUAAAUAUAUUGGCUUGGAUGGCUACACAAUUCCGCCCCAGGAAUCAAUUUCACCGAUUCCGGAACUGGAUCAAACCCGAACUCCAUCCGAUUCCGGAACUGGAUCAAACCCGGACUCCAUCCGGUUCCGGAAUCGAUUCUGCCGCUUCCCAGGUAUUCUUUGCGCUUUCGGAAUCGCAGGACCUAUACCCA